Molecule: messenger RNA, 3245 nt
Organism: Megachile rotundata (alfalfa leafcutting bee)
Lineage: Eukaryota; Metazoa; Arthropoda; Insecta; Hymenoptera; Megachilidae
Product: GTP-binding protein 2
Biological process (GO): translational elongation
Molecular function (GO): GTPase activity; GTP binding; translation elongation factor activity
Source: RefSeq, a predicted model, not a curated record
AUCUGUUUACGGAUGCGUCGAGUUGGAACUAAAUCUGUUUGGAACUUAAGAAUGGAUUGGUAAAGCUGGUAGUACACAGGUCGCGAUUCAAUCGUGUUUGAUCGUGUAUUAAAAAACGGGAGGGAAAGUGAGAGGUGUUCAUGUAAUGUAAUUUAACUUCGUCGUGAGUAUCGAACAGAAUUUCGAUUUUGGAUUGUACUGUGGAGAAAGAAAUACUGAUCUAUAAAAUGCAUGUGUCGUGUGAUAUUACGUAUACGUACAACUGUUAAAGCGUAUUGUGGCGGAUUUGGCGCGCUUGAUUAUUUUACAACUUGUAGUCUUUCUAAAUAUAAUUUAACUUUGUCGAACCUUGAAAUCUGUAUAAACAUGAAUUGAUCUGGGAAAAGAUAUGGAGUCAUUCCUAGAAUUGUUUGAUCCAGACAAUGGAAAAAACAUGAGAAAGGAAAGUUGGAAUGACUCGGAAAAUGAAGGGAAUGGAAUGUCGGAUUGUGAAAAUUCCAGCAUUGAAGAUGAUCAAGAAGAAAGAUUACCACCAGAACCUGAACAGGGUAAUAUUGAAUAUAAGUUAAAGUUGAUAAACCCAUCCAGUCAGCGAUUUGAACAUCUUGUAACUCAAAUGAAAUGGAGACUUAGGGAAGGACAUGGUGAAGCAAUCUAUCAGAUUGGUGUGGAGGACAAUGGAAAGUUAACAGGCUUAACAAGAGAAGAUAUGAAAGCAUCUCUAAAAACCUUAAAUGAUAUGGCAGCUAGAUUAGGUGCUACAACAAGUAUAUUACGUGAAAGGCUUGCCAAUUCUAAAAAUAAAGGUAUGCCCACACACAGUAACAACAAAGAGGAAAUGCGGGUAGCAGAGGUGCUGGUGAGAAAGUUAAGGAAAGGAGACAGGGAAGAUCAGGAUAGUAUAGUCGAUUUAAGACUUGCUGUCACUGGUGCACAGGAUGCUGGAAAGUCAACUCUCUUAGGUGUAUUAACCCAAGGUGAAUUAGACAAUGGUAGAGGAAGAGCGAGACUGAACAUGUUGCGUCAUCUUCACGAGAUAAAAACGGGUAGAACGUCAUCGAUAUCGCACGAAAUUAUAGGCUUCGACAAUGAUGGGCACGUCUUGAAUUAUGCGGAAAUGGCAACUGCAGAAGAGAUAUGUGAACACGCUUCAAAAGUAGUCACAUUUAUAGACCUAGCCGGGCAUCGGAAGUAUUUGAGGACAACGGUAUUGGGUCUUACAGGAUAUUCACCUCAUCACGUGAUGCUAGUCGUGGCACCGCCUGUGAAUGAAGCUUCGCAGGAACAUAUGACAUUGUGCCUCACUCUAGGUCUCCCGUUCUUCGUAGUUGUAAACAAAAUCGACCUGGGUUUUUAUAGUAUUCCAGAAACAAUAAAUCAGCUAGAGAAUGCUAUUAACGCGCAAGGGUAUUCUAAACAAUUAGUCAUGUACAAUAACAGUCAAAUGACGUGGGAUUACGAGUCAAACAUAGUGCCAGUUUUUAAUGUAAGUUGUGUUACCGGAGAGGGCUUGGAAAAUUUGACCAAUUUCAUCAAGAACUUACCAACGUACGAUGUUAAUUCUACGGAAUCAGAUUCCGAAUCGUGUCUGUUUCAAAUUGAUGAAACAUUUAGAGUAGCGGGUUUGAACGAACCUGUUUUAGGAGGAUUACUUGUGAAAGGAGCGAUUGCUCCAGGUACUCGAUUGUUAGUUGGUCCUCUACCAGACGGUGAAUUUAGUCCGGUUAAAGUGGUUAGUUUACAUCGCAAUAAAGCUCCAUGUUGCUUAGUGAGAGCCUCACAGAGUGCUAGUCUAACAUUAGCACCUCCAACAAACCGAAGUCCCCCAUUACCCCAUUUACGACCUGGAAUGGUUCUAGUGUCAGUGUGGGACCAGCCACAUGCAACGCUUUUCUUUCAAGCAACUGUGUUAAUAGUGUAUCAUGCAACUGCGAUAUUCUCUGGUUUUCAAACAACCGUGCACAUAGGAAAUGUAAGACAAACGUGUAUUAUUAAAGGAAUAAUGGACGCUAAAGACAGAGGUCUGCAAACGAACGACACAGCCUCUGUUUUGUUUAGGUUUGUUAAUCAUCCGGAAUACUUGCACGUUGGUAUGCGUUUAUUGUUACGGGAGGGACGCACUAAAGGGAUCGGUAAAAUUACGCAAAUAUUUCCUUUGAUAGGGCAACAGAAUAAUAUGCAAUAAACCGAAUAAACUUUUGUGUGUGAAAAGUAUUAAACGUUGCAAAUUGUUUACAAUAAUUGUAACAAAAUUCAAUUAUUUGUCACGUGCCUAGUAUAAGCACCUUUUGAAGACUUUCUCUGUAUAGUAUACAAGAAGACAGUCCUUUCUUUUUGUUUAGCAGGUCUUCAGUGGUAUAGGUUUUAUAGCUAUUUGAAUGAAAAACAAAGUCGAUCUUUUUGUUGGACUCGUGUAUAUGUGUAUAUAUACCAUAAUAGAUGUUUAAUUUGGUUUUCUAUACUUUUGCCAUAAAGAUUUUUUACCUGAGGAAGUCAGAGGUUAGGUGACCUUGAUAGCUUGAUGUCUUUCUUUAGUAUUAGAAGAUAUAUUGCGGGUUGUUAAGAAUUGUAACCCAGUGAACAAUAUAAAAUGAAUAUAAUGUGUGAUUGAUAAUUUUGUUUACGUAAAUGAUAAAGAGAUUUUAAAAAGAACACCUAACCAUCCGCUAUUGUAUCUUCGAUUAUAACGGUUAUGACCACUUUAUUUCGUGACACGAAAUAAAUUAUCGUUAUAAGAGUUCGACGUUAUUGUUUUGCGUAUGACGCUGUAUGUUAGAAAUUCUUCGUGAGAACAAUCAUUAUAAUAAUGCAAUGCUUCUCUAUCGCAUCGAAAUAAAUUUAUUCUUGAGUUUCUGCUAAUGUUGUUUGAAAAAGAGAAAAAAAAUACGAAAAAGUAAAGAGUAUAUUUCAAAUUAAUGAACGCAAAGUAAAUAUUUUCGUAGUUAUUAUUAUCAUAUAAUGAUAAUUAUCAAAUGCAAUAUUGUUUAGUUUGUAAGAUUUUUCAAAAAGGAAAGAUAAAUCUAUCCGUAAGACGGUUGUAUUCGUGAAUAACGUAGAAUUGUAAACUUUCAACAUUAUCCAAAGAUACAUAUCGUGUAAAACGUUUGUUAACAUUUUGUUAGUGUAAAUUAUUAUACAACCGUCCUCGACGAAAAAAAAUAUUUCGUUUUAUUUAUGUCAAAUUCAGAUUGUAAUGCAUUAUAAACUGUAAAGUACCUUAAAUAAAACAAAAGGAAAGAAAAACA